AUGGCUGAACAAAUUCGUGAUGUAAUUCGUUUGACACUUAUCAAUGCUACCAGUAAUUCCGCCAGUGGUACUGAUAAUAAUGAUAAUGAUAAUGAUGAUUAUAUCAAUGAUGAUAUAAUACAACAAAUUGUAAAAAUUGUCGAGUAUGAUACACAAUUAGAUGCUGAUAACCAAAUACGCAAAGAUAAAGAUCAAAGAGGUUGCUUAAAUCGUCCACGAAAUUGGAAAAGUCUUUGUACAAGUAUGCUCGCUAAUCCGGUGGAGAUCGGUACACACAAACCAUUUGCCCAACAAAUGUUGACGAGUUUAAUGAAUACUGGUGAUAAUGAUAGUGGUGAUGAUAUGAAGGAAUUAAGAAUUGAAAAUGAUACGGCUUAUUAUGAGGAAUUAUUGGCUAUGAGAAAAUAUUUUCAACAAACUUUACUAUGUGAAGUUGAAUUUUGUAAAAUUUUUAAAAAAUUUCUGGAGACUGAAGAUAUAUUCAAACAAAGCAAUGACUAUAUUACCAAUAGCAAUCUUUUUGCUGCUAUUGAAAAUUUAGUGAAAGCAGAAAGUAUACGAUAUCAUUUGCUUGCAUUUGCUGAAUCUCACAACGAAUUUAAUACAAUCAAUAAGUUACUCAUACCGUAUUAUGAACCAAUUGAACAAAUUUAUGCCAAAUUUAUUAAUGAAGCAAAGUAUUACUGUAUUCGAGGUAUUGAUAUUAUGCGGGGUCAAAAUCCAGAACCGAAAAAGCAACUUGAAGUGAUUCUUCGAGCGAUUGAAAUUGAUGAAAAAAUUGAUAAAUUAUACGAGAAUAAUCAAUUCAAAAUUACAAAUCGUCCACAUUGCUGGCGUGAAAUGCUUUUUAAAAUAAUUGAAGAACGUGUGCAACAACGUGUGGAAGCAUUUCAAAUUGAAGAUCGAAAAUUAAAUCAAAAUUGGGUAACAAG
Molecule: messenger RNA, 932 nt
Organism: Loa loa (African eye worm)
Lineage: Eukaryota; Metazoa; Nematoda; Chromadorea; Rhabditida; Onchocercidae
Exons: 7
Source: RefSeq, a predicted model, not a curated record